This is a messenger RNA of Exophiala bonariae, 1596 nucleotides long. RefSeq lists its product as uncharacterized. The record is from RefSeq and is a predicted model, not a curated record. The coding region runs from base 1 to 1596 and encodes 531 amino acids. Gene Ontology annotation, biological process: transmembrane transport. Gene Ontology annotation, cellular component: membrane. Lineage: Eukaryota; Fungi; Ascomycota; Eurotiomycetes; Chaetothyriales; Herpotrichiellaceae. Gene Ontology annotation, molecular function: transmembrane transporter activity. The transcript is spliced from 2 exons.
AUGGAGAGCAAUAAAUCAAACGCCCCUGAGGUCAAAUUGGCCGAUGCCCCGGACGAGAACAGUUCCAUGGCAAAGACCAAAUCCUUAACUGAAGGCCAAGUGCUGGAGACUGCUUUGCACCAGGACUUCAGUCUUUGGAGCACAUUGGGAAUCGGCUUUUCGUACAUCGCAACGCCACUGUCCAUCGGAACCUUUCUGGCAUUUAGCCUUUCGGCGGGUGGAAGCCCGUACUUUUUCUAUGGAUAUAUUGUCUGUUUCUUCUUCCAAACCUUGGUCGUCUUGAGUUUGGCCGAGAUUGCUGCAUUUCUACCUCAUACCUCAGGUCAAAUCUUCUGGACGUCCCGACUAGCACCCCGAGCAUUUGCUAGGCCGCUAAGUUAUUUUACUGGAGCAUUCACCAUGAUGGCUUGGACUUUCUGGACAUCUGCCACCUUUUUAUUCACUGCACAGCUAGUUCUGGCUUUUGUCCAAGUCUGUGGGUCAACCUGGGAUCAGAAAGGAUACCAAGUGUUUCUCCUGUAUGUUGCCUGCAGUAUAUACGCAUUCUUCAUCAAUACAUGGGGCUUCAAAUUCAUGCCUUUUAUGUCAAAGUUCAUGCUCGGAUAUAUCAACCUAGGGGCUUUGUUCAUCUUGAUUGCCCUCCUGGUCAGAGCUACACCCAAGCCAUCACCAAGACAAGUCUUUGUCGACAUCAAUAAUGAGACAGGGUGGUCAUCAAAUGGAAUGGUUUUUUUCCUGGCACUUUUGCCAGGACUGACUGCCCUGAAUGGAUUCGACUCGGCCGCACACAUGGCAGAUGAAGUUCCCCAUCCUGCAAAGCAAAUACCUCAAGUCAUGAUCGGCCUGGUCCUCCUCUGCGGCUUUGCUGGGCUUCCGAUGGUUAUAGCGCUUUUGUUUUCGAUCACAGAACCAGCAAACCUCCUGAUUUCGACCCAACCAAUCUUUACACUUUUCCACGACAGCAUGAGGUCUCAACCGUUGGCCAUUAUUGCAUGUGUUAUCUAUCUGGGCCUGUUCUUUUUCGCCUGCGGCUCCAUUGUAACAACACUCAGCCGUGUUUGGUGGUCCUUCUCGCAGUUGGGGUCACUGCCAUGGGCAAAAUGGCAAGGCCACCUCAAUCCAGGAUGGUUACUCCCCGUCAAUUCGAUUAUUGUGGUUUCAAUCCUUCAGUUUCUGAUCGGACUGCUCAUCUUUGGUCCCACGACGGUAUUAUACGGCAUCACCGGAAGUGCAGCCAUCUGCUUCUUCUUUUCCUACAUGAUCCCGAUCGUCUGCCUGUUGGUUAAAGGACGAAAAUCACUACCCAAGAAAAGAUAUUUCAACCUUGGACGACUUGGGCCCAUCAUCAACAUUAUCAGUGUGGCUUGGGCAAUGCUGGUGACCGUUUUCCUAUGCUUUCCCACCUCGUAUCCCGUCACGGCGAGUUCGAUGAACUACGCUUCGGCCGUGGUCGCGGUGGGCUUGUUUCUGUUCGCUCUGGUGUGGAUAUUCCAUGCUCAGAAGCACUAUACCUUGCCCAUUGCGUUGUUUGCAUCUGAAUUGCACGGGAACGAUGCCAACAUUACUGUGGUGACUUGUGCUGAGCAUCCUCAGUAG